UGCUCCGCCUGAGGAAAGAUUGUUGCAAGACACGCCCACCUACCCGUGUACAUACUUAGAACUUCCACAGUCAGUAUAUCGGCAAACCCACCGCAAGUGUUACGUCCGAUUUAGAAGCUCCUUACCACAAACUAGGAAGCCUAAGUGAACAGCGACAUGAAGCUCUGCGCAAUUGUCUUCGUACUUGGCACCAUGUUGGCGGUGGCGUCUGCCGAGUGCCCGAGAGACCGAGGCUUCACUGUGGCUCUGGACUGCUCUUACACGGUGAACAACGACCCUAUUCAUCGUGCUGUUGUCGAUGCGGAUGAAGCGGACCUGUCAGAUCCGUCAAAAGUCAGGGCCGUCUGCUGUUACCUGAAAGCAGUAGAGAAGUGUUUGAAGGAUGGCCUACAGGGAGAGUGCUCAUACGCUGCUGACGAAUUAUUCCAAGACUGGCGAGAUCAACUGAAAGUGGGUGACCUGUCCUGUGCCGACAUAUGUUAAGGAGCGAAAUGUACCAACAUUCCACAGAACUACAUGUGCGAGCGCAUAUUGUACGAAAUAAAUCGACAUUUGUCAUGCA
Molecule: messenger RNA, 562 nt
Organism: Ornithodoros turicata
Lineage: Eukaryota; Metazoa; Arthropoda; Arachnida; Ixodida; Argasidae
Exons: 4
Coding region: 157-483 (108 amino acids)
Source: RefSeq, a predicted model, not a curated record